Pollicipes pollicipes is the source of this 1893-nucleotide messenger RNA. Its product is annotated as tubulin beta chain. The transcript is spliced from 3 exons. Gene Ontology annotation, molecular function: GTP binding; structural constituent of cytoskeleton; GTPase activity. NCBI's taxonomy places the organism in Eukaryota, Metazoa, Arthropoda, Thecostraca, Pollicipedomorpha, Pollicipedidae. Gene Ontology annotation, biological process: microtubule-based process. Gene Ontology annotation, cellular component: microtubule. The record is from RefSeq and is a predicted model, not a curated record. Bases 84 to 1430 code for a protein of 448 amino acids.
CCGGUCGCCCCAGACAGCAAGCAGGAGUGCAGGAGUCGGCUGCACAUUUCCCGAAUUUGACACCACACGCCCAAACAGACAACAUGCGGGAGAUUCUGCACCUGCAGGCCGGCCAGUGCGGCAACCAGAUCGGUUCCAAGUUCUGGGAGGUAAUCUCGGACGAGCACGGCAUCGACCCGAACGGCAACUACGUCGGCUCGUCGGAGCUGCAGCUGGAGCGCAUCAACGUCUACUACAACGAGGCCAGCUCCGGCAACUACGUGCCCAGAUGCAUUCUGGUCGACUUGGAGCCGGGCACCAUGGACUCGGUGCGGUCCGGCCCAUUCGGCAAGCUCUUCCGACCCGACAACUUCGUCUUCGGCCAGUCGGGAGCCGGCAACAACUGGGCCAAGGGCCACUACACAGAGGGCGCCGAGCUGGUCGACAGCGUCCUUGAUGUCGUCCGCAAGGAGGCGGAGGGCUGCGACUGCCUGCAGGGCUUCCAGCUGACACACUCCCUGGGAGGUGGCACCGGCUCAGGCAUGGGCACCCUCCUCAUCUCCAAAAUCCGGGAAGAGUACCCCGACCGGAUCAUGAACACAUACUCUGUCAUGCCCUCCCCCAAGGUGUCCGACACCGUCGUCGAGCCCUACAACGCCACCCUCUCCGUACACCAGUUGGUGGAGAACACAGAUGAGUCGUUCUGCAUCGACAACGAGGCGUUGUAUGACAUUUGUUUCCGUACCCUCAAGCUGGGUAACCCCACCUACGGUGAUCUCAACCAUCUCGUCUCCCUCACCAUGUCCGGUGUCACCACCUGCCUCAGGUUCCCCGGCCAGCUGAACGCUGACCUUCGGAAACUUGCCGUCAACAUGGUGCCCUUCCCUCGUCUGCAUUUCUUCAUGCCCGGCUUCGCCCCACUGACGGCGCGCGGCGCCCAGCAGUACCGGGCACUCACCGUGCCCGAGCUCACCCAGCAGAUGUUCGACGCCAAGAACAUGAUGGCCGCGUGCGACCCGCGCCACGGACGCUACCUCACGGUGGCGGCCAUCUUCAGAGGACGCAUGUCCAUGAAGGAGGUUGACGAACAGAUGCUUAAUGUUCAGAACAAGAACAGCAGUUACUUCGUGGAAUGGAUCCCGAACAACGUCAAGACUGCUGUGUGUGACAUCCCACCCCGUGGUUUGAAGAUGUCUGCCACCUUCAUCGGUAACAGCACCGCCAUCCAGGAGCUGUUCAAGCGCAUCUCGGAGCAGUUCACGGCCAUGUUCCGGCGCAAGGCUUUCCUCCACUGGUACACCGGAGAGGGCAUGGACGAGAUGGAAUUCACCGAGGCGGAGAGCAACAUGAACGACCUGGUGUCCGAGUACCAGCAGUACCAGGAGGCCACCGCCGACGAGGAGGGCGAGUUUGACGAGGAGUACGACGACGAGCAGGCCGAGGUCGCGUAAACGGCCGCCCGCAACAUCACUGGGGUCCAAAGGUCAUUCCGCACCGGCGGGUCGGCAAGCCGACCGCCUCCGUGCGACACUCCUGCAUUGCUGUCUCGCAGCGACCCGGCCCCUCCCCCCUCCAUUUCUGGUACCGCUCCCGCUGUCGUCGCGUCAGUUGUAUAACACCCUCCAACCAUUCCAGAAAUGUCCACAUCUUUCAGCCUGCGAGGCGCAAGUGCUCUUGAUGCUAAGCUCGUGAACCAGCUGCAUGCGAGCUGAACUAGUGCCGUUUGCACAUGUGAAAUGCUUUACCGCUUGUUACAAACGUUGUGAUCAGCCAAUUUUAUAUAUUUUUACUUUGGAGUCGAUUGUAAGGAAUCAAAAGGUCUGAGUCUGGAAGGAACUGUUUUCGAGUGAUCCAUGCUGUCUGGAGAACAUGAUACUUUUGAAGACAGCGUGAAAUAAAGAAAGUCUUAACGAU